Boleophthalmus pectinirostris (great blue-spotted mudskipper) is the source of this 7336-nucleotide messenger RNA. RefSeq names its product DAB2 interacting protein b (gene dab2ipb). Bases 1520 to 4693 code for a protein of 1057 amino acids. The record is from RefSeq and is a predicted model, not a curated record. NCBI's taxonomy places the organism in Eukaryota, Metazoa, Chordata, Actinopteri, Gobiiformes, Gobiidae. Gene Ontology annotation, biological process: regulation of GTPase activity. The transcript is spliced from 14 exons.
AAGAUUCAGCAGUGCUGCAUAGUUGUUUUGAUGCAAAUGAAAAAAGCUAGCGUCUGCAUCUAUCCAGCAGAGUUGUGAUGAUGUUUACAGCAACGUCAGGCUCCCAUUGGACACCACCAUUUUCUAAGGUAGUUGACAAACUUGUUUCUUUUAUUAAGUAAUUUUAGAUUAAUAUUGAGAUUUAAAAUAUGCAAAUUAUAACAUAAUGAUCAAGGGGUGUCAACAAAUAAUAGCUAGCAGACUCGAGCAUAAUAGCUCUUUAAUGCUUUGGCUUUAGUCUUGGCUAUUCUAAGAUCUGGUACAUCUGAUAUAUCAUUUAUGAACUAAUCCAAAAGAACAAAGUAGUUUGUUGUCAUUUUGAAUUCACUUUAGGGGAAAAAAAUCCUGGUCACACCGUCAUUUGAUCCAUCAUUGAAACCUACUGUGCACCUCCUCCACUCACACACCCACAUAGCCCAUUGACUGAUCAGUUUGCCUCUACAGUCCCUGAUGUGCUGUGUAUCAUCUGUCAGUGCGUGAGGCUGCGGUGAUGUCAUAUCUGGUGACAUCACUGCGGACGCGCACUGGGAGCAGAUUAGCGGAUGGUGGUAAAAAAAAAAAAAAAAAAAAAGAUUAGAUUAGAGGAUUGUGGACCAGGCUUCUCCAGCUGUUCCACCUUACCUCCCCUCCCUGCACUGGGCCUUUAUCCCCAUGUGCCUGUACACUCUGGCUGCAUGGGACACACUGCAAAUAGCCUUGGUUUCACCCCAGCCAGACCACCAAUUCCAAGUCAAAUUGAGCGUAACAAACCCCUCCCACCCAAAAUUCCCCCUCUCACUCUCUCCCAUUGCUAGUCACUUUGCCAAACUGUGGCCUGUUUUUCAGUGUAAAAAACCCACACAGCUUGAGUGUCCAUGGCUUAACAACAGACUAGCAGCAGGCAGUGGUUGACAAUAAGAGCAGAUACUUGCUCCACAGUUGACAGGACAAAGAGUGCGCACACUCCCACUGGAUAACACAGGGGGGCAGGGCCAAGCUAGGCUGCACCGCACACAAGCUCACACGUGACUCCCCCACCCCCCAAUGAACAGCAUAUGCAGGCUCCUCCCCGUGCCAGGACACACAAAUGGGAGGUGCAGUCCACUCAGUGAUAGCAACAGAAGCUGAGAUUGGGAAAAGGAAGAGAAGAAAGCUUUAAAAAAAUGACUUUCAACUUGAUUCAUUGUUCACUGGCAAUUUUGAAUACUGGAGAUUGUGUCCCAUUUCUGAGGCGAGACAGGAAGUAGGACAUGCAGUGUGCGGACUGAGAAGAGAAGGAUAGAGGGAGCCGCGUUUCUCCACCCCUCUCCUUAAAGCAGCAGCAGCAGCAGAGAGAGAGGUAGGAGUCAGAACGCAGGCACUGACUGAGCUGUCUGCAUCUGCAACAGGACCAAAUGAAUCCCUGAGAACAGCUAGUGCUACUAACAUCCCUGUCCACUCCGCUGUCUAUUUCUCGGCUUGGGUCGCUUAGAAGAAUUCUGACAAUGACUGGUCUCAUUUAAUGCCAAGGCUGAAGGAGUCUCGCUCCCAUGAAUCUUUGCUCAGCCCUAGCAGUGCUGUGGAAGCCCUGGACCUAAGCAUGGAGGACGAAGUCAUCAUCAAGCCCGUUCACAGCAGCAUCCUCGGGCAGGACUACUGCUUUGAGGUCACCACCUCCACGGGAAGCAAAUGCUUUUCCUGUCGUUCAUCAGCCGAGAGAGACAAAUGGAUGGAGAAUCUGAGGAGAGCGGUGCAGCCCAACAAGGACAACAGCCGACGAGUGGAGAACUUGCUGCGUCUCUGGAUCAUCGAGGCCAAAGACCUACCUGCCAAAAAGAAGUACUUUUGUGAACUGUGUCUGGAUGACUGUCUUUAUGCCCGCACCACGUGUAAGCUCAAAACUGACAAUGUGUUUUGGGGAGAGCACUUUGAGUUCAACAACCUCCCUGCUGUCAAAAACAUCACAGCGCACUUGUACAAAGAUACGGACAAGAAGAAGAAGAAAGACAAGAACAACUACAUCGGACUGGUCAGUAUCCCUGUUGCCGCGGUGACGGGACGGCAGUUUGUGGAGAAGUGGUAUCCCGUCAGCACUCCCAUCCCCCCUAAAGCAAAGACUUCUGGGCCAAUGAUUAGAAUUAAGGCCCGCUACCAGACCAUGAACAUACUUCCCAUGGAGAUGUACAAGGAGUUUGCGGAAUACACCACUAAUAACUACAUGUUGUUAUGCUCAGUGCUGGAGCCGGGCAUAAGUGUGAAAAACAAAGAGGAGAUGGCAUGUGCGCUGGUGCAUAUUCUGCAGAGUACUGGCAAAGCAAAGGACUUCCUGACAGAUUUGAUGAUGUCAGAAGUGGAUCGCUGUGGAGAGAAUGAGCACCUCAUCUUCAGAGAAAACACACUGGCCACAAAGGCUAUAGAGGAAUACCUCAAAUUAGUAGGGCAAAAAUAUCUGCAAGAUGCCCUUGGUGAAUUCAUCAAGGCUCUGUACGAGUCAGAUGAGAACUGUGAGGUGGAUCCGUCCAAGUGUUCAUCAGGAGACCUCCCAGAACACCAGAGUAACCUGAAGAUGUGCUGCGAGCUGGCCUUCUGUAAAAUCAUCAACUCUUACUGUGUGUUUCCUCGUGAGCUGAAGGAAGUGUUUGCGUCUUGGCGUCAGGAGUGUAGUAACCGGGGGCGACCGGACAUCAGCGAGCGUCUCAUCAGUGCAUCUCUGUUUCUGAGGUUCCUCUGUCCCGCCAUCAUGUCCCCAUCACUCUUCAACUUAAUGCAGGAGUACCCAGAUGACCGCACGGCACGCACUCUCACUCUCAUCGCUAAAGUCACGCAAAACCUGGCCAAUUUUACCAAAUUUGGAAACAAAGAGGAGUACAUGUCAUUUAUGAACCAGUUCCUUGAGCAUGAGUGGACCAACAUGCAGCGUUUUCUCCUGGAAAUCUCCAACCCAGAGACAAUCUCAAACACAGCAGGCUUCGAAGGCUACAUUGACCUGGGCCGUGAGCUCUCCACCCUGCACUCCCUCCUCUCAGAAGUGGUGUCCCAGAUGGAUCAGAGUGCCACCUCCAAGCUAGGACCACUGCCCAGGAUCCUGCGAGAAGUGACCACAGCUCUGACAAACCCAUCCAGUAUGCAGAUUACACCAGGACAAUCUACCGAACAUAUGGGCUCCCCUCCGGCUGAGGCAGGCUGUAGCAUCUCCACAGGCCUGCAGAAGAUGGUCAUAGACAAUGACCUCUCAGGAUUGGUGGAUUUCACUAGAUUACCAUCACCAACGCCAGAAAACAAAGACCUGUUCUUUGUGACUAGGAGCUCAGGGAUUCAACCUUCUCCAGCACGGAGCUCAAGCUAUUCCGAGACGAACGAGCCUGACUUGGGAAUGCCUAAUGGUAGUAAGAGCCUAUCUAUGGUGGACCUCCAAGACCCCCGCAUCCUGGAAAGUGGUCCAGGCCCCAGUUCCUCUGAUGGUGCGGGUGAAGGUCCUGCCAAUGGUGUGAGCUGGACCACCAGAGCUCCACAGAACAAUAUUGCAGGAGGCCCAACCUUGAGGAGGCCAGGCCAGAGCCCGACCACACCAGUAACAGAGGGUACAAACCGUCCUGGGCAGCUCCUCGCACCCCUUUCCUUCCAAAAUCCAGUCUACCAGAUGGCUGCCUGUUUGCCAGUUUCUCCUCGUGGCUUGAAUGACUCCGGAUCGGAAUGCCACAGCUCUGUUAGUUCCCAUAGCAACAAUGAGGACCCACCUGGAGCCAAGCACACCUUCAUGACACAGGGGGUGGGGGGAGGCGGGAGCAGUGGGGACGAGUACACCAGGCGCUCUGGGGAGUUCACCCGGCGACAGAUGUCCCUUGGCGAUGCGCAGAACCAGCCCACUGUCCCAAGGCAGAACAGUGCAGGACCACAGAGGAGGAUAGACCAGCCCCCUCCACAGAGCAUGACCAGCAGACGCACGCCCCCCAAUCUCCUCAACAGUGGCCCCUAUCCCAGGCCCUCAUCCGGGACAAUGAUGACCUCCUCACCAGACUGGCCCGCUGGAGCACGGCUAAGGCAGCAGUCGUCCUCCUCCAAAGGGGACAGUCCAGAGACUAAGCACAGGCCACAGCACAAGCAGGCCCCUUCCCCAGUGAACCCCAGUGCUUUGGACCGUACAGCAGCCUGGCUAUUGAAUAUGAAUGUGCAGUAUUUAGACCAUGAGGGGAUGGAGCCACUCAGAAACAGGGAGGAUCUGACACAGGUGGAAAAGUAUCAGCAGGAGAUUGCAGUGCUACAGGAGAAGCUGAGAGCCUCUGUGCAGAAACUGGAGGAGUAUGAGGCGCGUCUGAAAGGCCAGGAUGAGCAGGCUCAGAAGGUCCUGAUGGAGUACCAGGCCCGGCUGGAAGAGUCCGAGGAGAGGCUGAGGAGGCAGCAGGAUGACAAAGAUCUACAGAUGAAGAGCAUAAUUAGCAGGCUCAUGUCGGUGGAGGAGGAGCUGAAAAAGGAUCACUCAGACAUGCAGGCCGUGGUGGACUCCAAACAGAAAAUCAUUGAUGCACAGGAGAAACGUAUCCAGUCUCUCGAUGCAGCCAACGCGAGGCUGAUGAGCGCCCUGACACAACUGAAGGAGCGCUACAGCAUGCAAAGUCGAAAUGGCAUCUCCCCCACCAACCCCACCAAGCUCCAGAUCACAGAAAACGGAGAGUUUCGAAACAGCAGCAACUGUUAGAUGAUUAUGCAUGUGGGGAAGCAUGUAAUGUAAGAGAAACUGCAUUGUGGCUGUUGGGAUACCUGGCGGACAUUUUGCUUUAUGGAUUUUGAAGGACCAAGCCAGAGAAGGAGGUGGGACUUGAGCAUGACUGACAGAUCACCAGACAGCCUUCGAGAGAGCUUGUAUAUAUAGUAUAACACAUAAAAACAGUACAGUUACACACACUGGGAGAAAGCAGGACCCUGUUUGUUGGGACGAACCACUAUCAAUCUACACAAGAUGAGUGCCGGACCCAUUGCCCCUAGCAACCCUCGUCUCUCUGUUUGACUGAAGUGGACUCGGCUUAAAUAACUAUAACACCAUCACGGAUUAUCUCUUUGUUAUUUUAAGAGGAUUAAUGCUUUAUUUUCAUUGUUUAUUAAGAACCAAAUAGGAGCUUAAAAUAUUUAUAAUCCAAAACAAUCUUCUGGUCACCUCUUGGAUGUGUCCCUCUCUUCUUUCUCUAUUGUUCUCUCGCUCUCUCCGUCCCUAUCUAGUGCACUUUGUGAAGAAAAGCUAUUGGUACAUGAAACGCCUUAAAACACACCACUCUUUACCUACAAUCCCGUUCUACUUCUGCAAAAAAGGCACAACUUAUACUGUGGAUUUGUAAAAAUUGGUUGUACACACCUAAUGUAUACUAAAAUCUAUGUGAUAACGCUAUAAAAAAAACUUUUAAUAUAGAUGUAUGCAUUUUCUUCUAUAGAUUAUACAUUCAUAUAGCUAUAUUUGAUAAUGUCAGAUGUAAAAUGGCUCCUUUUUGUUCGAAGUGAGGUGCUAGGUUUUUGUUUUCUGUUGCAAUCCGAUGACUAGUUGGAGAAGACAGCAGAUCCAUACAUGACCAGUGUUGCUACAUUCUACUUAGCCCUUUACAAACCGUGUACAACAUGUUUUACAGAAUUCUAACCACCUCUCGGGGCUUUGUGUUGUUGGUAAACAUAAAUCGGCUCCAGCAGCCCCACAACUAUCCAGACAUUCAUUCUGUACACUGGACUGGUGAGCCACCCCUGCAACAGGCUCUUACACCUCUGCAUUUACCUACUGUGACUCUGCUAGCGAGUCCUUUGAACACGGAUCAUGCAUCAACAUUACGACCACUAGCAUGAUUGGUUAUUUUAAUGUUUGGUUUAAUUCUACAGAGUAGACCCUUACACCACUAACUGUGAACUGUCAUUUCUCUUCUGUCAAAACAUGACUUCAUCAACUUUGAAAUUUGUUGCUCUACUUUAACAUCUUCUUCCUCUACUCAAUAUUGAUGAGUUGCAUCAAAAAUAUUAAACCUGGUUGCGAAUAUAUCUUUGUGCAACAUUAACACAACCAAUGAUGCAGGUACAGGUCAUAUUGCUAGCCCUGAUUGGUGUACCUUUUAAGCCAGACUCCAUAGUUCUGAAUGUGAAGAUGCUCACACAUGGUCUUACCUUGAGGUUAUAUGUCCCUCUAACGGUUAUACUUUGUAUAUUUUAUUUUUAUUUUAUUUUUAAGUGAGGCUUUGCAUGCUUCUUCAUUGUUUUAGAGCCAAUAGCAGCGUGAAAUUACACCCUUAUUUUAUUGCGAGAUGGAAAGCGAUGGUGAUAAACUAAAUGGCUUGCUGCAGAUUUAUGUAGUAAAUAUAUAUAAGAUUAACAGAGUGUAUCUAGCGACUGGACAGCCUGAGAAAGUGUAAAUAAAUAAAUUGCUGACACUAUUUUUAUGUAAUGUUAACAAGAGCUUUUUGUAAAUGUUUUUGUCCUAAACCUCUGCUGUUACCAUUAUGGAUAUUGUAAAUAAAUAGCUCAGUCAGUGAUCUGCUCUCAUUGGGUAGAACUGUAUUUAGUCAGCCUUCUGUGUCCUCCCUGUUCAGUCUGUUGGCACUUUCUAUAUUAUGCUAGCCAAAAACAGAUUAGUCAGAUACUCAUGUUUUAAAGAAUAGAUUUCAGUGGUCCAAGGGGCUUCAGUUACAGUGAGAUUCGCAAGCACAAUCCUCUUUGACUCUAGCUCUAUGCACUUUUCUGUUCAGUACUAGUUGGCAAACGGCAAUUUUGUAGCACAGCACAUAAACAGUGUUGUGAUUGUGGACUUUAAAAAGAAACAUGUACUUGAGGAACUGCUGUAAAAAGAAAUAAUUUUAAUGAAAUACUUCACCAAAUAUAAUGCAUACUGAAAGUUAGAAUUAUGAUGACAGUAAAUUUAUUAAAUGUAUGUCUGAAUAACUUGCUCAGUUUAAGAUGUAGCUCUACUGAUGCCCCAUACAGGUGUUGACUUUGUAAAUAAAAUGUUUGUUGGACAUUAUUAAAUGGCCCAAAACAAUUGCAUUGAAUUGCCAUAUUUUGCAUAAGCAAAAUAUUUGACAUGUUUUAUUGCGUCAGUUAAUGGCAUCUCCACAGUUCCUCAACAGUUAAAAUCCACACGACAACCCAACAAAUUGAACAAUAAAGUAACACAUGUUGUAUGUUUUCUAUGAUCCUGUAGAAAUUACUUUUGUAAGUAUGUUGAGAGUAUAAAGUAUUUGCUGGAUUCUGCUUCCUUUGGCAACAGUGACAAAACAAUAAUGUACAGAACUUGUGUUGACAAAAUGUGGCUGUGCAAUUUAUGUACAUUUGCAACUAGACCUAUUAAAGUUUUAUUUAGCUAUUUUAAAGCUUA